Messenger RNA from Chironomus riparius, 1257 nucleotides. NCBI's taxonomy places the organism in Eukaryota, Metazoa, Arthropoda, Insecta, Diptera, Chironomidae. The record is from the annotation of a GenBank genome assembly.
AUGAUUGGAAUAAGAAGAAGAUAUGAGACUGUCAACAACUUCUUGAUCCUCAAACCUAACCUCAAAAUUCCAGAAAUUAAAAUAUUAUCAAAAAUUCAUUUAAUGACAACGGAAUCGAUCGAAAUGUUCAAUAUUGUCUAUGGACCAGCUGUGAUACUGUUCAUAUCGUUAGGUUUUGGGUGGUUCUGCAUGUUCAUAUUCACUUUGGUUAUGUUCCCGCCAAUUAUGUGGACAGACUUGCUGUUUGUUUCACUUUAUAAUGUUCUGGUUAAUGUCAUGUCAUUCACAACUGUAGCAAUUCUGUUUUAUUAUGGUGAGUGGACUAAGAAGGAAGCUAGAAGGACUGUUAAGCUGCUUUACAAGAUAAUUGAUGAUGUAAAUUGUGAGAAAAUUGAAAGAAAAAUGCAGAAAAUGAUUUCACAAAUUUGUGACAUGAAAGUUGAGUUUUCAUGUGGAUUGGUUGACUUUAACUGGAAGUUCUUCUUUAAGGACUUAGGCAUCAACUUCAACUACAAAAACGACCGCAAAUUAAUCACCAAAAUCAUACUUGGCAUGUUUGCAUUAAUAAUCAUUGGAUUAGCCAUCAGCCUUAGCAUAAGCAUUGCAUUUUUUAGAUUCAGUGGAAUUUCCGUGACAUUUUUGAAUUUAUAUUUGUUCGCAUGCAAGUCAAUGCUGAUUUUUCAACUAAUUUCAGCGAUGAUUGGAAUAAGAAGAAGAUUUGAGGCUGUAAACAUCUUUUUGGUCCUGGUUCCUAACCUUAAAAUUCAAGAAAUCGAAAUUUUAUCAGAACUUCACUUAAUGACAACGGAAUCGAUUGAAAUGUUCAACAUUGUCUACGGACCAGCUGUCUUAUUGUUCAUAUCAUUAGGUUUUGGAUGGUUCUGCAUGUUUAUAUUUGUUGCUGUAAUGUUUCCGCCAAUUAUGUGGACGAAAUUCAUUUUUGUAUCACUUUACAAUAUCAUUGUUAACAUAAUCUCGUUCAUAACUGUUGCGAUUGUGUUUUAUUAUGGUGAGUCGACUAAGAAGGAAGCUAGAAGGACUGUUAAGCUGCUGUACAAGAUGAUUGAGGAUGCAAAUUGUGAGAAAGUUGAGAGGAAAAUGCAGAAAAUGAUUUCACAAAUUUGUGAUACAAAAAUUGAGUUUUCGUGCGGAUUGGUUGACUUUAAUUGGAAGUUUUUCUUUAAGUUUGUGACUGCAGCGAUCAUGUAUUUCAUCAUUUUAGUUCAAUUUGAGUCGUCAUUUGAUAAGAAUCACUAA